AUGUCCCCUGACCACGAGAAGCACCAGGGUGUUACUGCCGCCGACACUGCCUUGGAACACCACCACCCCACUCUUUCUGGUGACGAUGAGAUACAAAUGCAUGAGCACGAGGUCACCCGACUCGACCAGAUCGUGACCCGCGUCCCAAUAAGGACUUGGCUGGCAGUUGUUUCCAUGGGUUGGCUCUACAUUGUGUCUCUGGCUACCUUCCUCUGCCUGGUCCCAGUCAUCACCAUCAUCAAUGAAGAUGUUGGGCCCAGUCCCGAAUACAGCUGGAUGGCCAAUGCAUGGACUGUCGCUGCUGGAACGGGUAUCAUCCUCACGGGUGCACUCUCUGAUCUCGUCGGUCGAAGAUGGUUCAUCAUCGGGUGCGGCAUUGCUGCCAUCAUCGGGUGUAUUCUCGGCAUCACUGCACAGGACAUGACCGCCGCUAUCGUGGCUUUCAUUUUCCAGGGCCUGAACCAAGCGGGCUGUCUCACCACGUUCGCUUGUAUCGCCGAGCUGGUGCCAACGCGAACACGAGGCAUCGUCAUCGGCAUCAUCAGUCUCGGCUCUGCUGGCUUUGUCAUGUGUGGCUCUCUCAUCGGUCAUGCCGUAUCCUUCAACACCGGCCCGAAGUGGAGGACUAUCUUCUGGAUGUCUCUGGCCUGCAAUAUCGUCGGUACAGUGGCCGUGGCCGUGACCUAUUUUCCAGCGCGGGCACUGGCGCGGCCUGCUGGCAGCAGAAGGGAAAUCCUGAAAUCCUUCGACUACAUUGGUAUACUUGGUAUCAUGAUCGGUCCGACUCUCUUCCUCAUGGGAAUCUGUUGGGUACCAGAGUAUGGCGCGACAAGUGGACGGUUUCUGGGGCCGUUCAUCACGGGCUGCAUCGUCAUCAUUCUCCUUGGUGUCUACGAAGCCAAAUGGGCACGGAAUCCGCUGCUGCAUCCGUAUCUUUUCCGCCGCAUCCGCACCUUCACUCUGAUUCUCAUCUGCGCCGGCGUUGGCGGCAUGUUAUUCUACUCUCUCCAGGUGUUCUGGCCAACCUACCUCACCCUCAUCUUUGAGGGGAAUAGUUGGUCAAAGGUCGGCAUUGAUGGCUUUACGUUCGGCAUCGGCACGAACUUGGGCGGCUCAGGGGCAGCAAUAUUGUUACCUUUUCUUGGACCCAAAAUCGGCACACGGAACAUUCUGAGCUUUGGAGUCCUGCUGCAAGUCCUCUUCAUUCCGAUGAUGUGUCUGGUUGACGAGACUCGCAAGUCCAUGGCGCUGGCCUUUUCGUUCAUGGCUGGAAUUGGCAUCGGCAUCAUUGAGCUGCUCACCAUCCUCCUGGUACAACUGGCGACACCGGACGAAUGGAUCGGUUUCGCGACCGGUGCACUCGGCUUGGUACGCAGUAUGGGUGGCUCCGCCGGCAGUGCCAUCUACCUCACCAUCUUUCAAGACCGAUCUGCAGCGCUCGUUCCGGAAUACGUAACCGCCGCAGCCAUCGAGGCUGGUCUUCCUGAAGACUCGCUUCCGGAGCUGCUCGGUGUCCUGACCGGCGUCGUCACCGACGUCCCACUCACCUCGAUACCAGGCGCGACAUCCACAAUUCUCGAGUCGUCCGCGCUGGCUUUGAAAAAGGCCUAUCUGGCUUCCUUCAGAUAUGUGUGGCUUACCUCGAUCCCAUUCGGUGUCAUUGCCUUCUUCUGUGCCGUCGCAACCAAGGAUCUGUCUCACCACUUGACCAAGAAGGUCGCACAACACAUGACAUAUGAUGAGAAGCCAGGGGGCGGCGGAGAAGCAGCAGCCACUCAUGAGGAGGACAUCAAGGCGGCCGAGUGA
Fonsecaea pedrosoi CBS 271.37 is the source of this 1806-nucleotide messenger RNA. RefSeq lists its product as uncharacterized. Gene Ontology annotation, biological process: transmembrane transport. NCBI's taxonomy places the organism in Eukaryota, Fungi, Ascomycota, Eurotiomycetes, Chaetothyriales, Herpotrichiellaceae. Gene Ontology annotation, molecular function: transmembrane transporter activity. The coding region runs from base 1 to 1806 and encodes 601 amino acids. The transcript is spliced from 5 exons. Gene Ontology annotation, cellular component: membrane. The record is from RefSeq and is a predicted model, not a curated record.